Galleria mellonella (greater wax moth) is the source of this 976-nucleotide messenger RNA. It is a transcript of the gene RpS4, whose product is annotated as 40S ribosomal protein S4. Gene Ontology annotation, cellular component: cytosolic small ribosomal subunit; ribosome. The record is from RefSeq and is a predicted model, not a curated record. The transcript is spliced from 5 exons. NCBI's taxonomy places the organism in Eukaryota, Metazoa, Arthropoda, Insecta, Lepidoptera, Pyralidae. Gene Ontology annotation, molecular function: RNA binding; structural constituent of ribosome. The coding region runs from base 147 to 938 and encodes 263 amino acids. Gene Ontology annotation, biological process: translation.
UAAUUGGAAAAUCAAUCGAAUAAUUCGAAUGAUUGCUUAGUCUAUUAUUUAGUCAUCGAAUAAGUAAAGUAGGUAUCGCUACUAUGGACACAGUGACAUUGACAGUUCUCCCUUCAAUUUUCUUUCCUGUUUAAGUUAGUGUCGACAUGGCUCGCGGUCCUAAGAAACACUUGAAGCGUUUGAACGCUCCCAAAGCAUGGAUGUUGGAUAAGUUGGGCGGUGUGUACGCGCCGCGACCGUCAACCGGUCCACACAAACUGCGAGAGUGCCUGCCACUCGUCAUAUUUCUAAGAAACAGACUGAAGUAUGCGCUCACCGGUAACGAGGUACUCAAGAUUGUUAAACAGCGUCUCAUCAAAGUUGAUGGCAAAGUGAGAACUGAUCCCACAUAUCCAGCUGGAUUCAUGGAUGUAGUUUCUAUUGAAAAAACAAAUGAACUGUUUCGACUAAUCUAUGAUGUGAAAGGGCGGUUCACAAUUCACCGAAUCACUCCUGAAGAAGCAAAGUACAAGUUGUGCAAAGUGAAGCGAGUGGCGACCGGACCCAAGAAUGUUCCCUUCUUAGUGACACACGACGGCCGCACCAUCCGUUACCCUGACCCUCUCAUCAAAGUCAAUGAUUCCAUACAACUAGACAUUGCUACCUCUAAGAUCAUGGACUUCAUAAAAUUUGAAUCUGGCAACCUGUGCAUGAUCACGGGCGGCAGGAACUUGGGUCGCGUGGGGUCGAUCGUGUCCCGCGAGCGGCACCCUGGCUCGUUCGACAUCGUGCACGUGCGCGACUCCACGGGCCACACGUUCGCCACGCGCCUCAACAACGUGUUCAUCAUCGGCAAGGGCACCAAGGCGUACAUCUCGCUGCCGCGCGGCAAGGGCGUGCGCCUCACCAUCGCCGAGGAGCGCGACAAGCGCAUCGCCGCCAAGGUGGCCGGCCAGUAGCCGCGCCGCCCCCUAUACUAAUAAACAUCUAAAACACA